Messenger RNA from Triplophysa dalaica, 1497 nucleotides. RefSeq names its product deoxyribose-phosphate aldolase (putative) (gene dera). The transcript is spliced from 9 exons. Gene Ontology annotation, molecular function: deoxyribose-phosphate aldolase activity. The record is from RefSeq and is a predicted model, not a curated record. Gene Ontology annotation, biological process: deoxyribonucleotide catabolic process; carbohydrate catabolic process. Gene Ontology annotation, cellular component: cytoplasm. Bases 110 to 1066 code for a protein of 318 amino acids. Lineage: Eukaryota; Metazoa; Chordata; Actinopteri; Cypriniformes; Nemacheilidae.
GUCAUCCCGGAAGACGCAGCAGUAGCGUGAAAGCUGUCAGUGUGCGAGCGGUUUAGUUCAAAACCACCCGAGUAUUUUAAUUCAUUUCAGUAUUUAACUAUUUUUCAUCAUGUCUGCUAGAAAUCUGGGAAUGCAUCUUGAUCUGGAAUGGGUGUCAAAAGUCAGAGUCAACACCCAGGCUGUUCUGAAAAGGGCGCAACAGAUACAGGGAUGUAAAGUUGCCAAAAAACAGUGGCAGGCAGCCUGGCUGCUAAAGGCUCUCACGUGCAUCGAUCUGACCACCCUUGCUGGAGAUGACACGCCAUCUAAUGUCCAUCGCCUCUGUAUGAAGGCUAUACAGCCGAUGCGUCACGACCUGCUGAAGAGUAUGGACAUGCAUGACAAAGGUAUCACAACUGCCGCUGUUUGCGUUUAUCCAUCAAGGGUGGCCGAUGCUGUGAAAUCUUUAAAGGCGGCCAACUCUAGUCUUCCUGUUGCAUCAGUGGCCACUGGUUUUCCUGCCGGACAGACGCCACUAAAGACCCGUCUGGAGGAGGUCCGUAUGGCUGUGGAAGAUGGUGCCACGGAGAUUGACAUUGUUAUCAACCGAACAUUGGCACUUACUGGACAGUGGGCAGCCCUAUAUGAUGAGAUAAAGCAGUUCAGGGAGGCCUGUGGGGACGCACAUAUGAAGACCAUCCUGGCAGUGGGAGAACUGGGAACCUUUACCAACGUCUACAAGGCCAGUCUGGUGUCCAUGAUGGCAGGAUCCGAUUUCAUCAAAACUUCAACUGGCAAGGAAUCUGUCAACGCCACUUAUCCUGUUGCCAUAGUAAUGGUGCGGGCCAUCUGUGACUACUACCUGAAAACAGGUCAUAAGGUGGGUUUCAAGCCCGCGGGCGGCAUUCGUACGGCGCAGGAGUCGCUGGUGUGGCUGACCCUGAUGAAAGAGGAACUGGGUGACGAUUGGUUGAAUCCUCACCUAUUCAGACUGGGAGCGAGUAGUCUGCUUGCUGACAUCGAGCGGCAGAUUUACCACCACGUGACCGGGCGCUAUCCAGCAUAUCAUGAACUUCCUAUGGCCUGAACCUCGAUGGCCAUUGAAGCUUUAAAUAGUUUAAAACAACCGGUAGCAACUGUGUAUGGAAAGAUGUGACAUCCCUUUCUAAAGAAAAUGAAUUCUUAUGAUGAAACGAAGAAAGAAUAUCCAUAUCACCACAAACCGAAUGUAUUUUAUUACACUGUAAAAACUUGAGGAAUGCAAGCUAUCUUAUAAAAAAUUCUGGAUGCCAUGGUGCAACCUGUCUACCAAACUAUCAGAAGUAAAAGCGCUCAUUUUACAUCAGUGUAAAGGUCUCUUGCAUCACCUCGUUCUUUUAAGAAAUUCCCAGCAGCUGUUCUGCAGACAACCCCGCGCAUCUGGCAAGCUUCACCUGGGCUUACGACUGCCACGUCCACGGCUGAUAUUACUAGACUUGAGCUGGGAUAAUUUCAUUAAUAAAGAGACGGAUCUCUGAA